Impatiens glandulifera is the source of this 3111-nucleotide messenger RNA. RefSeq names its product protein DEFECTIVE IN EXINE FORMATION 1. NCBI's taxonomy places the organism in Eukaryota, Viridiplantae, Streptophyta, Magnoliopsida, Ericales, Balsaminaceae. The coding region runs from base 218 to 2752 and encodes 844 amino acids. The record is from RefSeq and is a predicted model, not a curated record. Gene Ontology annotation, molecular function: protein binding. The transcript is spliced from 13 exons.
AAACAACGGCGAUCGGAACUGUAAACCCAGUGUGGAAGUCCACGACAGUAUUCCUCUCUGAGCUCGUCGUCUCUCCUCAAUAAAAUUGUUGAAUCUCCAUUGUCUAUGGUUUGAGGACCUUCCACCCCUCUUACUAGGGUUUCCAACUCUCCCGAUUCAUAAAUUAAUAACCGGAAUUCGUUUCCUCAUCUACCCACUUGCAUCCAAGCCCGAUCUUAUGAAGACGCCGACUUUCUUCUUCUUUUUCGUGCUCCUGUCUGCAUUUCCAUUAACAAUUGUCCGUCCGGUGUCUUCUUUAGCAUCAGAGGAGGCCAGGAUUACCAAGUUUGUUGAGCGUGAGGCAACUGAUGAUGCCCUUGGUUAUCCCAACCUGGAUGAGGAUGAACUGUUGAAUACACAAUGCCCUCAACAUUUGGAGCUAAGAUGGCAGACUGAAGUUAGUUCAAGCAUAUAUGCUACACCUUUGAUUGCAGAUAUUAACAGUGAUGGAAAGCUGGACAUAGUUGUUCCCUCAUUUGUUCACUAUCUGGAAGUCUUAGAAGGUUCCGAUGGAGAUAAAAUGGCAGGGUGGCCUGCUUUUCAUCAGUCAACAGUUCAUGCUACUCCUCUCUUGUAUGACAUUGACAAAGAUGGUGUUAGAGAAAUAGCUUUAGCCACAUACAACGGGGAGGUGCUCUUUUUCCGGGCUUCAGGAUACCUGAUGUCAGACAAGUUAGAGGUUCCUAGGUUGAAAGUAAAAAAAGACUGGUAUGUUGGUCUGAAUCCUGAUCCUGUGGAUCGGUCCCAUCCAGAUGUGCAUGAUGAAUCACUUAUCCAAGAAGCUCUUUCGAAUUCAGUGCCUCAAGCUAAAGUAAACACAUCUGUUGUGAACAUCUCGAAUUUGACAUCAACAGCAUCUCAAGCUUUUGUAGUAACAAAUGCAAAUGCAGAGGACAAAGGGAAUGAAACUAAUCCUAAAGUAGAAUUGGAAAAUAAGCUGCAACAGAGUGUCGACAAUAACUCAUCAGCUUCUGGCACAGGCAAAGAAAAUGGAACUAGUAGUGGAAGGCGAUUACUUGAAGAUGAUAGUUCGAAGGUUUCAGAACAAGGUUCCGAUUCACGAGCUAAUAACAAUGACAAUGUACAGGCUGCAACAGUGCAGAAUGAUGAAGCUCUUGAAGCUGAUGCUGAUUCAUCUUUUGAGUUGUUCCGUGAUAAUGAUGAACUUGCUGAUGAAUACAAUUAUGAUUAUGAUGAUUAUGUUGAUGAAACCAUGUGGGGGGAUGAAGAAUGGACAGAAACUGAACAUGAGCGACCAGAUAAUUAUGUUAAUAUUGAUUCACACAUCUUAUCCACUCCUGUAAUUGCUGACAUCGAUAAUGAUGGAGUAUCAGAGAUGAUUAUUGCUGUAUCGUACUUUUUUGACCGCGAAUACUAUGACAACCCUGAGCAUUCAAAAGAACUUGGUGGAAUUGAUAUAGGGAAAUAUGUAGCUGGUGGUAUUGUAGUGUUCAACCUGGAUACAAAGCAAGUUAAAUGGACUCACCAACUAGACCAAAGUACUGAUACUGGAAAAUUCCGUGCCUACAUUUAUUCUUCUCCCACAGUCGUUGAUUUGGAUGGUGAUGGAAACAUGGACAUUCUUAUUGGGACAUCUUAUGGAAUGUUCUAUGUUCUGGAUCACAGAGGAAAGGUAAGAGAGAAUUUUCCUCUAGGAAUGGCUGAAAUACAAGGAGCCGUAGUUGCAGCCGAUAUCAACGAUGAUGGCAAGAUUGAACUAGUAACUGCCGAUACAAAUGGAAACGUCGUCGCUUGGACCGCACAAGGGAAAGAAAUUUGGGAACAACAUAUCAAGAGUCUUGUCCCACAGGGUCCCAGCAUUGGCGAUGUAGAUGGAGAUGGUCAUACAGAUGUGGUAGUUCCAACAAUAUCUGGAAAUAUAUAUGUUCUCAGUGGGAAAGAUGGGUCGUUUGUUCGUCCAUAUCCAUAUAGAACUCAUGGAAGAGUGAUGAAUCAAGUUCUUCUUGUGGACUUAAAUAAACAAAAUGAGAAAAAGAAGGGCUUGACCAUUGUCACCACUUCAUUCGAUGGUUAUCUGUAUCUCAUUGAUGGACCCACAUCGUGUGCCGAUGUUGUGGAUAUUGGUGAAACCUCGUAUAGUAUGGUCUUGGCAGACAAUGUUGAUGGUGGAGAUGACCUCGAUCUUAUCGUGACAACCAUGAAUGGCAAUGUCUUCUGCUUUUCAACACCAGCUCCUCAUCAUCCUCUCAAGGCUUGGAGAUCGCCUUAUCAAGGAAGAAAUAACAUUGCAAACAGAUUUAAUCGUGAAGGUGUAUUCGUAACCCAUCCAUCUCGAGCUUUCCGUGAUGAAGAAGGCAAGAAUUUCUGGGUCGAGAUCGAAAUUGUGGACCAUUAUAGAUAUCCUUCCGGUUCCCAAGCACCUUAUAACGUAACGACAUCAUUGUUGGUCCCAGGCAACUACCAAGGCGAGAGAACGAUAAAGCAAACCCAGAUAUUUAAUGGUCCUGGGAAAUAUAGGUUUAAGCUCCCUACUGUAGGCGUGAGAACAACAGGAACCGUUUUGGUGGAGAUGAUAGACAAGAAUGGUCUUCAUUUCUCAGAUGAAUUCUCUUUGACCUUCCAUAUGCACUAUUACAAGCUCUUGAAGUGGCUUAUUGUUCUUCCUAUGGUUGGGAUGUUGGGUAUACUUGUGAUCCUACGUCCUCAAGAAGGUAGGCCUUUGCCUUCAUUCUCGAGAAACACUGAUUUGUAAUGAUCGAUUUAUACAAUAUACAUCUCCAAAUAUUACAUGAUGCUUCAACUGAGGAAAUGUCAAUCGGGUCGAAGGCAGGACCCACUCUCAGACUGUCCUUGGCUGGCUGCUGUCUUUCAAAUGGGUAAACUGUUGAGGUUAUUUUUUCUUUUUCUUGAACCUGUUGCAGUCUAGAGAUUUGAUUGGUUUUAUGGUAUGUUUUUGGCCUUUAGUUUUGUGUAGUAUGGAUUUCGUUGGAGGUAUAGAAUAGAGAUCUGAAUGUUUGUAAGAAAGAGGAAAAAAUUGUAGACAUGUUUUAACAAAAUGGACCAUUAUGAUAGUUAAUCAAUGGAAGUUCCAUGACUUAUGAAAUUUGUGAU